AUGGACACGGCCCGUACCACACGAAGGCCUCCACAUUAUGUAUUCCCGGCAUGUGUUCAGGGGACCAAAAACUUUUACAUUUGGGAGUUUUCUUGGGAGGAUAAGCCCCGGACCCAGAGACUAGCGGUGCCAUCCAACCCCAGCGUGGGACCGACGGUGCGGGUGGGCACGGGCACUCGAGGGCUGCCCCUUACGCCCCGCGCGGAGGUCGGCCCGUUCCACGAGGGCCAGAUGCUCAAUCUCUCCUGUACAGUCACGGGCGGUUACCCCACUCCGACGGUGACCUGGUGGCAGGACAUCAAACUACUUGACAACAGCAGCUACCUGAUCAGUUCCCGCGGGCCCACUCAGGUUGUCAAUGACGUGAGUGUGGGGCCCCUUACGAGGGAACUGGUGAGGGUCCCCUUUACUUGCAGGGCGGAGAAUAACCCUUUAUCGUCGCCCAUGGAUCGAACCAUUCACGUCAAGAUCCACAUGGCGCCGCAGAGUGUGGUCCUUAAGGAAAUAGCAAGCAUUCGGGCUGGUUUCGAGGAGCGUCUCGAGUGCCGGGCAAGAGGGGCCUAUCCGGAGGCAAACAUUACUUGGACACUCAACGGUCAACGUCUCAACUUUACCACGAAAGAGACACGCCAGGUUGGAAGCGACACAGUGUCAUGGGUUCGAUACGUGUCGAAUCCUCGGGAAAACGGUGCCACUCUGGCAUGUACGGCUUCCUCCCCCACGCUGCCGGACCCUCCAGUCACCACGUCGACUGAACUCAACGUCACACACGCUCCGCUCGUUAGACUUAAGCUGGGAUCUUCACUCCUUCCUGACCACAUCCGCCAAGACGCUGAUGUCUACUUCGACUGCCUUGUGGUCUCUAAUCCUCCUGUUCAGCGCAUCGCCUGGUAUAAAGGGGAAGAAGAGGUAGUCCACAACAAGGGCGCAGGAGUGAUAGUUGGUGGGACGAACCUGGUGUUGCAGAGUGUGCAGAGGCCUGACGCCGGCAGGUACACGUGCAGGGCUACGAACUCUGUUGGAACAUCAAGAAGCAACGCCGUCACUCUCAGCAUCCAGUACGGGCCGAUGUGUGCUCAGGGCCGUGUCACCGUUACAGCUGUAGAAGGCGAGGUCGUGACUCUCCGAUGUGAGGUCGACGCUUACCCUGCAAACGUCACGUUCCACUGGGGUUUCCCAUGA
Molecule: messenger RNA, 1182 nt
Organism: Penaeus chinensis
Lineage: Eukaryota; Metazoa; Arthropoda; Malacostraca; Decapoda; Penaeidae
Product: synaptogenesis protein syg-2-like
Exons: 10
Coding region: 1-1182 (393 amino acids)
Source: RefSeq, a predicted model, not a curated record